Pungitius pungitius (ninespine stickleback) is the source of this 1370-nucleotide messenger RNA. RefSeq names its product proteinase-activated receptor 3. The coding region runs from base 122 to 1282 and encodes 386 amino acids. NCBI's taxonomy places the organism in Eukaryota, Metazoa, Chordata, Actinopteri, Perciformes, Gasterosteidae. The transcript has 2 exons. The record is from RefSeq and is a predicted model, not a curated record. Gene Ontology annotation, cellular component: plasma membrane. Gene Ontology annotation, biological process: phospholipase C-activating G protein-coupled receptor signaling pathway; thrombin-activated receptor signaling pathway; blood coagulation. Gene Ontology annotation, molecular function: thrombin-activated receptor activity.
GAGAAGGGUGGGGGUGGGGGGUGGUGCACUUCCCCCUGUGCAUGUUUAAACAGGAAACAAACGCAGCCUUCUUCAUUUCGUCCUCCGUGGGCUCAGGGAGGUGUUUUGAGGCUCGGAUACAAUGUGGAAGCGUCUCAUAUUCCUCCUGGUGGUUCUUCUCUGUGUGAGGGGCUCUGACCUGGGGACAGGGGAGAAAAAAAGCAGAGGGGCGGUCGUGUUGCCCAGAACGUUUCAAGGGGAACUGAACACGAUCCAUCAGCCCCGCUUCUUCUCCUCAGAGCUCAAUGGGACUGGAGCCCCCGCUCCGCCCCAGUCCCCGCCGGAGCUGUGGUUGCUAAGCAACGGCACAGCCGAGUACCUCCGCGGCCGCCUGAGCACGCGGGUCAUCCCCACCGUCUACCUGCUGCUCGCCGCCGCGGGGAUCCCGGCCAACGUCGCCCUCCUGAGCUCGCUGGCCUCGAAGGUGCGGAGGGCGUCCUCCGCCAUCCUCUACUGCAGCCUGGCCACGUCCGACCUGCUCCUCCUCCUCUCCCUCUUCCUCAAGGCCCACUACCACUUCCACGGGAACCACUGGGGGCUCGGGGAGGCCGCCUGUCGGGUGGUCACGGCCUGUUUCUACGGCAACCUCUACUGCUCCGCCCAGACGCUGGCCUGCAUCGCGGUCAACCGCUACCUGGCCGUGGUGCACCCGUUCACCUACAAGGGCCUCCCCAAGAGGGCCUUGGCGGCCUGGGUCAGCGUGGCCGUGUGGGGGGUGUUCGGCGCCGCCGCCGCCGUCCCCGAGCUGCUCGUCCAGCAGAGCUACCGGCUCCCCGAGGUGGGGCGCGUCACCUGCCACGACGUGCUGCCCCUGCGCCAGCGCUCCCACGGCUUCCUGCUCUACUACAACCUGUUCCUGGCCGCCGUCGGCCUGCUGGCCCCCCUGCUGGUCACGGCGGCGUGCUACGCCCGCAUCGUGUGCGAGCUCAAGCGGUCGCACCACGACUGGUCGGUGUACGUGAGGGCCAGCUCGCUGGUGUUCCUCAUCUUCGCGCUGUGCUUCGCCCCCGCCGGCGUCCUGCACCUGCUGCACCACCUGCAGCUGUCUGUGCACGGGACGGAGGGCCUGUACGUGCACUUUAACGUGGCGGCGUGUCUGUGCUGCCUCCACGCCUGCCUGGACCCGCUCCUCUUCGUCCUCAUGUCCAAGUCUGCAGGCUCGUCCAGCAGAGCUACCAUCAUAGUGAACCAAAAAUCAAAAAUGCUCUUAAAGACUAUAUAUUCUGAGCGCACUUUGUGUUAAGUGCCCUUUCAUUGCUGUUGCUAGACAGAUUGAAACAGGUCCGUAUGACUGCAGGACAGAAUACUCCUGUCACAAAUAAACCUUGUCA